Octopus bimaculoides (California two-spot octopus) is the source of this 3544-nucleotide messenger RNA. RefSeq names its product isocitrate dehydrogenase [NAD] subunit beta, mitochondrial. Gene Ontology annotation, cellular component: mitochondrion. NCBI's taxonomy places the organism in Eukaryota, Metazoa, Mollusca, Cephalopoda, Octopoda, Octopodidae. Gene Ontology annotation, molecular function: oxidoreductase activity, acting on the CH-OH group of donors, NAD or NADP as acceptor; NAD binding; magnesium ion binding. Gene Ontology annotation, biological process: isocitrate metabolic process; tricarboxylic acid cycle. The record is from RefSeq and is a predicted model, not a curated record.
AGGUAUAUUAAUGUGACCUUCACCGUUUGUCAUUGUUACAAACAUGGCGUCCCUUGUCAUCUCGUCCUUUCGGUCUGGUCUUAUUAAAGGAGCUCAACGUUACUCUAGUAAUUACAAAUGCUUGAAACGUGGUGUUCAAACCAGUCAAGGGUUGUUGCAACUGUCUGUAAAUGAGCCUGUUGCCAAAUCUAUGAAAAAACAUGUUGUUACCAUGGUACCUGGAGACGGUGUUGGUGCCAGUCUAAUGACCAGUGUACAAGAUAUCUUUACAGCUGCUGGUGUACCUGUGGACUUUGAGGAAAUUUUCAUUAGUGAAGUACAGCCAAGUCAAAGUGCAAGUUUAGAUACUGUUGUUGAAUCAUUCAAAAGAAAUGGUGUUGGCAUCAAAGGCAUCAUUGCAACUCCUGCUGAUGCCAAAGGCGGCGUGUUGGAAAGUUUAAACAUGAAGUUAAGACGUGAACUUGAUAUGUUUGCCAAUGUCGUUUGGAUUAAAAGCAUGCCAGGCAUCAAAACCCGACAUAAGGAUAUGAAUUUUGUGGUAAUUCGUGAACAGAGAGAAGGUGAAUACAGUGGACUUGAACAUGAGAGUACCCAUGGUGUUGUAGAGAGCUUGAAGAUUAUGACUCGUGAUAAUUCACGGAGGAUUGCUAAAUUUGCAUUUGAUUAUGCUAUUCGACAUAACAGGAAGAAGGUCACUGCAGUCCAUAAAGCAAAUAUCAUGAAACUUGGUGAUGGUCUAUUUCUGCAGUGUUGCCAUGAGGUAGCAGCAAUGUAUCCCAGAAUUGAAUUAGACACAAUGAUUGUUGACAACUGCUGCAUGCAGUUGGUGUCUAACCCUCAUCAAUUUGAUGUUAUGGUACUUCCCAACCUCUAUGGCAAUAUUGUGGACAAUUUAGCUGCUGGUCUUAUUGGAGGUGCAGGUGUUGUACCUGGUGGCAGUUAUAGCCAUGAAGUUGCUGUUUUUGAGCCAGGUGCUCGUCAUCCAUAUGCUGAGGCAUUUGGUAAGAAUAUAGCCAACCCAACUGCUAUCUUACGAGCUGCUUGUAAGAUGCUUCAACAUAUACACCUGGAUUACCAUGCUGAUAUGAUAUCAAAAGCUCUCUAUAAAGUCAUUGAAGAGGGCAAGGUUCGAACUCCUGACAUGGGUGGCUACUCUUCAACAACUGAUCUCACAUUGGCAGUCAUCGACAACUUAAAUCUAUGAUAAUAGGUAUUACUGUAUCUAACAUCUUUGCUUCUGUUUCAUUGUGUGGCCUUGCGCCAAUGUUAGAAAUCAAUGUUAGGCUUAAUUUAUACAUGCAAGUUUUAAAGAACAAGAUGAAUGAGAAUAUUCUCUUCCAGUUUUAUACCAGUAUGUUCUGUUACAAAAUAAUUUGUGAACCAUUAAAUCAUUAAAUUGUUAAUAUUAUGCUUAAGAAGAAAGCAGUGAGUUGGCAGAAUCGUUAACAUGCCGGGCAAAAUGCUUACCAGCAUUUCAUCCAUCAUUACAUUCUGAGUUCAAAUUCCGCCGAGGUCGACUUUGCCUUUCAUCCUUUCAAGGUUGAUAAAAUAAAGUACCAAUUGAGCACUGGGGUCGAUGUAAUUGACUUACCCCCUCCCCCAAAAUGACUAGCCUUGUGUCAAAAUUUAAAACCAAUAUACUUAAUAAGGGUAGUGGAUUUGCUCACAGAUUCAUUAGAGGCUGAGCAAAAUGCCUGUUGGUAUUUAGUUACAGCCCUUUGUGUUCAGAAUUCAAAUCCUGUUGAAGUCAACAUGCCUUUCAUCAUUUUGGGGCUGAUACAAUAAAGCACCAGUCAAGUACUGGAGUCAAUAUAAUUGAUCAUACAUGCCAUCAAAAUGUGUGGCCUUGUGCCAAUAUUAGGCUUAAUUUAUACAUGCAAGUGUUAAAGAACAAGAUGAAUGAGAAUAUUCUCUUCCAGUUUUAUACCAGUAUGUUCUGUUUAUUGUAUACAAAUCAUUAAACUGUAACAGGAUUGUCUUAAAAGAUGUUACUUCAAAUCAAAAUCUGUAGUAAUUGUAGCUCCUCAUUCUACUGGAUUUGUGCCUCAGUUACCAUCCUAUUUAAAGGACCAGUUGUGUGUAUAUUUCAUUCUAUAGCUUUCUUCACAGGAAUAGAGGAUCUAGCAGUCAGAAAUACUCAGUGUGCAAAGACUGCUCCAUUAUUUCCAUUUAUAGUCAGGUAGAAAUUGUUAUUAUUUCUGUUUCAUUAUGAAGUUCAAUUUUCAGGAAGGGAUUCAAUUAAAAUUCAUCUUUACUGCUCUUAGAUUAACACACCUAGGGUAAACAAUAUGCUUUGAGAAAAAUUAAUAAACGAACAGAAUAUUUACAUUUAAAACUAGAAUUCAUAGAUUUUUUUUUUUCCUUUCCAUUGUUGAAAACUUGUAAUGCUUAGAAAGAACUUAGUAAUAAUUUCAUGUCUUGGUGUCAGUCUAUUGUAAAUACACUCUAGUUUUCAGUGGAAAUUAAGUUUGGUUUGUUCAGUAACAACUCAGGGAUUUCAUUGAGUAGAAUGUUUUUAGGCUGACAUGAUAGAAUGUCUACAGUUAUUGAGACACCAAUCUGGCAACAUAACAGACAAUUCUCCAUCACUGUCUUUUCUGGUUGUUACCUUAUAGCAAAUAAUGAAUGCAUUUGGUAUACAACACAUAUCAUUUAGUCAUGCCGUUUAGAAAUUUAGGUUUAAAACUCAUAUUACUGAGAAAAUUAUCAGGAAUUACAUGAUGGCAAUUUCUACCUUUAUUGCAGUCAUUGUCAGAUUUGAUGUAGAAUGAGGGACCAUAUAGUUUUAAAAACUAAACAAGAAAAUGAGAGACUUGAUCAGGUUUAUAUGAAAUUUAUGAUAAAAGAUGUAUUUGGUUUAAGAAAUUAUCUUCAUAUUUUUUCUUUUUAUAAUUCUUCCACCAGAGUCAUGCAGAUGUAGUACAACUACAAUUGCUUCAACUAAUGAAUUACAAGCUUUUUGUUACAAAUUUAAAGUUCAGUCCAUGUUAAAGCAUUUAUAUACAGAUGUGCUAAAAAACAUAUGGUCUUUGUGGUUUGUCACUAAGUUAUGUAAAAACAAUUUUAAAAAUCUAACAACAAUGACUUUAAUAUAGUAAAGUGUACAAAUUUUAUUAGUGGUUAGUUUCACAUGACUUUCCUGAUUAAUGAAACUACACGAAUAGUAAACAACAUAAAUGUCAGCUAUUAUUAUCUUUCCUUCAACAGUUUUAACCAUAUGAGUCAUUUAGAGAAUCAUAUCAAUAUCUCACUGUUGAAUAUUUUCUUUUUUCUUAAAAUAAUUUCAAAUAUAAACUUUCACAAAGAUGAAAAAUAAAUGUCUUGACUUGCUGUUUUUUGUUAAAAGAUUUUUUAUUUAAUAUUUAUUUACAAUAAAACAAGAGGAUUAUUUCAUACUAAACAAUGUUUUUUCUCAUAGAAACUAGAUCUUUUAUGUGUGAAAUGAUGAAAAGAUCCCAAAAGAUUUAGAAAUCAAUGUAUAAAAUUUGAAUUCUUAUUUAAUACAAUAUGAAAUGUUUGUAAAUAAAUGCAUUAACAAAUCCCA